UCAUUCAUAUUUCCAAUCUUGUGUCUUUUGUAUAUAGUAAGUGAAAAGGAAAUUGCAAAUUGAAAUUGAAGUCGAGAAGGAACCAGGCAGGCAGUGCAGCAGUGGCAGUAGUCCACACUUUUCUUCACUGGAGUGGAGAGGGAGCAAGCAGCCACACUGCUUGGUUGGGGCGUUUUCCGCUGCUCGAUCAACUACUCAUUCUCAGAUCAACGACUGCCAUUGGCUGAUCCUCGCUUCGGUUUCUGCUGAUCUCGAUACCCUUGCGCUGGUUUCAAUCGCCUCUUGAAAUUACGCUGCUCUUUUGCUGUUGGUGUAAUCGUGGGGAGGUGUGAGGUUGGGGGGUCACGCGGUUUUGCAGGAACUGGAGCCGAUUGCAAUUGGGAGCGGGGUGGUGGUGUGUGUUGGAUGGGGGGUUUGGAGCUAGGGCUUGUUGGGGAUUUGUUUUCUGAUGUCAGGGAGCGGCGAUAGGAUGAGCAGCUCCGACGUCGGUAGAGGCGGUGGGACAGUCGAGAGAGACAUCGAGCAGGCCAUCACUGCUCUAAAGAAAGGUGCGUACUUACUGAAGUAUGGAAGGCGAGGAAAGCCUAAAUUUUGUCCAUUCCGUCUGGCCAAUGAUGAGUCUGUUCUCAUAUGGUUCUCAGGUAAAGAAGAGAAGCAUCUUAAACUUAGUCAUGUCUCCAGAAUUAUAUCUGGGCAGAGGACUCCAAUUUUUCAAAGGUAUCCGCGACCAGAGAAGGAAUAUCAAUCAUUUUCUCUUAUAUACAAUGACAGGUCACUUGAUUUGAUAUGCAAGGAUAAAGAAGAAGCAGAAGUGUGGUUUAGCGGCCUUAAGGCAUUGAUUUCGCGAAGUCAUCAGCGCAAGUGGAGAGCAGAUACAAAGAGUGAUGGAAUAUCAUCGGGAGCCACUAGUCCCAGAACAUACACAAGAAGGAGUUCACCAUUGCACUCCCCAUUUGGUGUUGGCGAUGGCACAAUGAAGGAUGGCGCCGAUCAACUUCGCCUCCGCAGCCCUUAUGGAAGUCCUCCUAAGAAUGGCAUGGAAAAGGCAUUCUCAGAUGUGAUAUUGUAUGCUGUGCCUCCAAAAAGUUUCUUCCCCUCAGAUUCAACUAGUGCUUCUGUCCUUUCUGUGUCGUCUGGCGGUUCUGAUGGCUUCCAUGGUCACAUGAAAGGGACGGGAGUUGAUGCUUUCCGAGUAAGCCUUUCUAGUGCUGUAAGCUCAUCAAGUCAAGGAUCUGGUCAUGACGAUGGUGAUGCUCUUGGAGAUGUUUUCAUCUGGGGAGAAGGCUUCGGUGAUGGUGUUAUGGGUGGUGGACCACACAGAAAUGGAAGUAGUUUUGGUGUCAAAAUGGAUGCCUUGCUACCCAAGGCCCUAGAAUCUGCAGUUGUAUUGGAUGUUCAGAACAUAGCAUGUGGUGGACGACAUGCUGCUCUUGUGACCAAGCAAGGAGAAAUAUUUUCUUGGGGUGAGGAAUCAGGAGGGCGGCUUGGUCAUGGUGUUGAUGCUGAUGUCAUGCAACCAAAGCUGAUCGAUGCACUCAGCAAUACCAACAUUGAGCUUGUUGCAUGUGGUGAAUAUCAUUCCUGUGCUGUCACCCUCUCUGGUGAUCUCUACACAUGGGGUGAUGGUCAUUUCGGCAUUCUUGGGCAUGGUAAUGAAGUGAGUCAUUGGGUGCCAAAAAGAGUGAAUGGGCCACUCGAGGGGAUACAUGUUUCUUCGAUUGCCUGUGGACCUUGGCAUACAGCUGUUGUGACCUCUGCUGGGCAGCUGUUUACUUUUGGUGAUGGAACUUUUGGGGUUCUUGGUCAUGGAGAUAGGCGAAGCAUUUUAAAGCCGAAAGAAGUGGAAUCCCUGAAGGGUCUCCGCACUGUACGAGCUUCCUGUGGUGCUUGGCAUACUGCUGCAAUUGUCGAAGUUAUGGUUGGAAACUCAAGUGCCAGUAACCUUUCUUCAGGUAAACUUUUUACAUGGGGAGAUGGUGACAAAGGUCGCCUUGGGCAUGGUGAUAAGGAAUCAAAACUUGUUCCAACCUGUGUUGCUGCUCUUGUAGAACCAAGUUUUUGCCAAGUUGCUUGUGGACACAGCCUCACAGUGGCUCUUACAACCUCUGGACAUGUAUACACCAUGGGAAGUCCAGUUUACGGGCAGCUAGGAACGCCUCAAACUGAUGGGAAGCUUCCAUCUCGCGUUGAGGGAAAACUUGGGAAGAAUUUUGUGGAAGAGAUAGCUUGCGGUGCCUAUCAUGUGGCUGUCUUGACUUCCCGAACUGAAGUGUAUACAUGGGGGAAGGGGGCAAAUGGUAGAUUAGGGCAUGGGGAUACAGAUGACAGAAAUUUUCCAACUUUAGUUGAAGCUCUUAAAGACAAGCAAGUAAAGAGUAUUGCUUGCGGUACCAAUUUCACUGCAGCUAUCUGUCUGCAUAAGUGGGUAUCAGGUGUUGAUCAGUCCAUGUGUUCUGGCUGCCGUCUACCCUUUAACUUCAAAAGGAAACGUCACAACUGUUACAAUUGUGGCCUUGUUUUUUGUCAUUCUUGUACCAGUAAGAAGUCUUUGAGGGCUUCCAUGGCACCGAAUCCCAAUAAAUCAUACCGGGUUUGUGAUAACUGUUUCAAUAAAUUGAAAAAAGCUAUGGAGACUGAUUCAUCAUCUCAUUCAUCUGUGAGUAGAAGAGGAGGUGUUAAUCGAGGGAUGAAUGACAUCAUGGACAAGGAUGAGAAGUUGGAUACAAGAUCUCAUCAAAAUCUAGUUAGAUUCCCUUCAAUGGAAUCCUAUAAACAAGGGGAGAAUCGCACCAAGAAGAACAAAAAACUGGAACUUAACAGCAGCCGUGUAUCUCCAAUCCCCAAUGGAAACUCUCAGUGGGGGGCCCUUAAUAUCUCGAAGUCUUUAAAUCCUGUAUUUGGAUCAUCUAAAAAAUUCUUCUCUGCUUCAGUUCCUGGAUCAAGAAUUGUUUCUCGAGCAACAUCUCCAGUAUCCAGACGAGCUAGUCCUCCACGAUCAACUACACCAACUCCCACCUUGGGAGGACUUACAUCACCUAAGAUUCUUCUGGAUGAUGUGAAGAUGGCUCAUGAUACUCUGAGUCAAGAGGUUGUUAGAUUAAGAGCACAGGUGGAAAAUCUUACUAGCAAAGGUCGACUUCAGGAAGCAGAACUAGAAAGAACAACUAAGCAGCUGAAGGAGGCAAUAGCGAUUGCUGGGGAGGAGACAGCGAAAUGCAAAGCUGCAAAGGAAGUCAUUAAAUCGCUGACUGCACAACUGAAGGAAAUGGCUGAAAGGCUUCCUGUGGGUUCUUCUAGAAGCACCAAAUCUCCUCCGUUCACAUCACUUGGUCCACCUUCAAUAACCAAUGAUGUUACCAAUACUUCGAUCGAUCAAAUGAAUGGUCAAGUAAAUGGCCAAGAACUGGAAUCAAAUGAGGCAAAUAACCUGUUGCUUUCUAAUGGGUCCAGCACUGCAAGCAAUCGCAGUUUGGGUAGCAGCAGGCAAGGCUAUGCAGAAACACCAAUGAGAAAUGGAAAUAGAGCAAGAGAAACGGAACCUCGUAACGAAAAUGAAUGGGUUGAGCAAGAUGAGCCAGGUGUUUAUAUUACUUUGACCUCCUUACCUGGAGGGCUGAAAGAUUUGAAGAGAGUGCGCUUCAGCCGUAAGCGAUUCAGCGAGAGGCAAGCAGAGCAAUGGUGGGCAGAGAACCGAGCAAGAGUGUAUGAACAGUACAAUGUUCGGAUGGUUGACAGGUCCAGUGUCGGGACAGCCAGCGAGGACUUGGCACAUUGACAGCAGCUGAUCAUAUUUCAUGUAUAUGAGUUUUUCUCCUUCCGGUUCGUCAAAUGGUAUUUGACUAAGCAGGUUGGUAGCCGGUGUGGGACAAUGGUUGCCGAGAUCUAGUAGAGAGGAUUCUCUAAACCUCCAGAUUAUUUUUUUUCUAUCUUCCGGGCUUUCUAGCCGACUAGCAGUCCUACAUCUCUUGCUAUGCUUUGUUAUUGAUUGUUGCACCGAUCGCUCGGAGUUUGAGGGUAAGAAAUGUAAAUUCUUCCUUCCUGGCUCUAGUUUUUUAGGCAAGAAAAAUGCAUAUUCAGAUUUGUACUAAAUAGCAUAUUGAGACUUUUGAUUUGUGGGAUUUGUGGUUUAAUGUUAGUUUUGAAUAGAUGAAUGUGAUGUGAUAUUAGUUGAGAUUUGGUUUGUGUAAAUGAAGGAUGGAUGUGAAUUGUGAUUAUAUCAUACUCAUGCA
This is a messenger RNA of Andrographis paniculata, 4229 nucleotides long. RefSeq names its product PH, RCC1 and FYVE domains-containing protein 1-like. The transcript has 9 exons. NCBI's taxonomy places the organism in Eukaryota, Viridiplantae, Streptophyta, Magnoliopsida, Lamiales, Acanthaceae. The coding region runs from base 449 to 3775 and encodes 1108 amino acids. The record is from RefSeq and is a predicted model, not a curated record. Gene Ontology annotation, molecular function: metal ion binding.